AUGAAAGUUGUUUCAAUCGACAAAGGUAAGUCAGAACGUGGACGUACCGUUCUGACUAUAGUUCCAGAGGACAAAGAGGACUUAUUCGCAAUGUACCAAAUCAUCGAUAUAGGCGAUGUAGUCAUAUUCAAAAAACUAUACACAAACAAGAGUGAGGACACCAACAAGAAGACUGUCACAGACUUAGCUAGGAUUAAAUUGAAGAUUUUAAAUAGAGAAUUUGACAUUAAAGAUGAGUAUUUAAGAUACAAGGGUAUAUCUUGUCCUGAUGAAUCAGGAACGGAAAACAUUGACUCCGAAGUUCCCAUUGGCAAAUAUAUCAGUUUUAGUAUCGUCUACAACCAUCCUAUUACUAUUUACAAAUCCCACUUCAAUAAAUACGCUGAACAGCUACUUGCUGAGGCUUGUGAACCGGAAAGUCAAGCUGAUACCGCUGCCGUGGUACUACAAGAGGGUAUAUCACAUAUCUGUCUUCUAACAGCAUCUUCAACCAUACUGAAACAGAAAGUAGAAUUCAGCAUGCCAAAAAAGAAGAACGCUAAAGAUGUGGAGAAAUUUGAAGCCAAAAUGGAGAAAUUCUACCGAGCUACAUACGAUGCCAUAGUCAAACAACUUGAUUUUGACCAAAUCAGAAUGGUUAUAAUCUGUUCCCCAGGGUUCUACGCCAAGACUCUGCUAACUAAUAUUAUGAAAUAUGCAUCCCAGGACCAGAAUGACUUAAUAUUAAAAAAUGAAGCUAUUUUUGUUGUGGCCCAUUGUUCAACUGGAUAUUUACAGGGUAUCUCAGAAGUGCUAAAGAACCCUGAAUAUGCAUCUCUCUUAGAAGAUACAAAAUUUGUAAAGGAAGCAUUAAUUUUUGAUGACUUCUUAGAACACAUUGAGACUGAAGAUGACAAGGCAUGGUAUGGAAAAACCGAAAUUUACAAAGCCGCUGAAAUGGAGGCGAUAGAUACAUUAUUGAUCACAAGCAACACACUGCGAUCUGACGACAUUGCUGAACGAGAGAAGAACAUGGACUUAAUCGAGCAAAUUAAAGCUCAGAAUGGCAAAGUUAUUGUAUUUAGCAACUUUAGAGAUUCGGGUGUUGAGCUACAGCAUAUUGGCGGAUUUGCAUGUCUUUUGAAAUACCCAGUUCCUGAUUUAGAUGAUUUAGCAAAUGAUGCACCACCAGAUACUUUAAUUACUGCGUAA
This is a messenger RNA of Nakaseomyces glabratus, 1191 nucleotides long. RefSeq lists its product as uncharacterized. Gene Ontology annotation, cellular component: cytoplasm. NCBI's taxonomy places the organism in Eukaryota, Fungi, Ascomycota, Saccharomycetes, Saccharomycetales, Saccharomycetaceae. Gene Ontology annotation, biological process: RNA surveillance; nonfunctional rRNA decay; nuclear-transcribed mRNA catabolic process, no-go decay. The record is from RefSeq and is a predicted model, not a curated record.